Myotis davidii is the source of this 3602-nucleotide messenger RNA. It is a transcript of the gene PITRM1, whose product is annotated as pitrilysin metallopeptidase 1. Bases 1 to 3285 code for a protein of 1094 amino acids. The record is from RefSeq and is a predicted model, not a curated record. Gene Ontology annotation, cellular component: mitochondrial matrix. Gene Ontology annotation, molecular function: metal ion binding. Gene Ontology annotation, biological process: protein processing. The transcript is spliced from 26 exons. NCBI's taxonomy places the organism in Eukaryota, Metazoa, Chordata, Mammalia, Chiroptera, Vespertilionidae.
AUGACUUUCCUUAACUGUAGCAGUCCCCAUCCCAGAGCAUGGAGGUGGAAUAGUACGAAAGCCUGCGAGAGGGCGCUGCAGUACCAAGUCGGAGAGAAGAUCCAUGGAUUCACCGUGAGCCAGGUAACGCCUGUCCCGGAACUGUUCCUGACCGCCGUAAAGCUCAGCCAUGACGGCACAGGAGCCCGGUACUUGCACCUGGCCCGAGAAGACACGAAUAACCUGUUCAGCGUUCAGUUCCGCACCACUCCCAUGGACAGUACCGGGGUCCCGCAUGUUCUUGAGCAUACGGUCCUGUGCGGCUCUCAGAAGUACCCAUGCAGAGAUCCUUUCUUCAAAAUGUUGAACAGGUCACUGUCCACUUUUAUGAAUGCCUUCACAGCUAGUGACUAUACUCUCUACCCGUUUUCCACACAAAACCCCAAAGACUUCCGGAAUCUCCUGUCCGUGUAUUUGGAUGCGGCCUUUUUCCCCUGCUUGCGAGAACUCGAUUUCUGGCAGGAGGGAUGGCGACUGGAACAUGAGAAUCCGAGUGACCCUCAGACAGCCUUGGUCUUCAAGGGGGUUGUCUUCAAUGAGAUGAAGGGAGCAUUUACAGAUAACGAGAGGAUAUUCUCACAGCACCUUCUGAACCGCCUCCUUCCUGACCACACGUAUGCGGUGAUCUCUGGUGGUGACCCAUUGUGCAUCCCAGACCUCACGUGGGAGCAGCUUAAACAGUUCCAUGCUACGCAUUAUCACCCCAGUAAUGCCAGGUUCUUUACUUAUGGUAAUUUUCCGCUAGAACAGCAUCUGGAACAAAUUCAUGAAGAGGCUCUGAGUAAAUUUCAGAAAAUUGAGCCACGCACCACCGUGCCGCCUCAGAAGCCUUGGGAUAAGCCGAGGGAAUUUCAGAUCACCUGUGCUCCGGACUCAAUGGCCGCAAGUUCCUCUAAACAAACAACCGUCAGUGUCAGCUUCCUCUUACCAGAGAUCACUGACACAUUCGAAGCCUUCACAUUAAACUUUCUGUCUUCACUCUUGAUCGGCGGGCCCAACUCCCCCUUCUACAAAGCCUUAAUUGAAUCUGGACUCGGCACAGACUUUUCUCCUGACGUUGGAUACAAUGGCUACACACGGGAGGCCUACUUCAGUGUGGGCCUGCAGGGGAUCGCCGAGAAGGACAUUCAGAUGGUCCGAGACAUAAUCGACAGGACCAUUGACGAUGUCAUCAUGAAAGGAUUUGAAGAUGAUCGAAUUGAAGCUUUACUUCAUAAAAUUGAAAUACAAAUGAAGCAUCAGUCUGUCAGCUUUGGACUCGCCCUGACCUCUUACAUAGCUUCCUGCUGGAACCACGAUGGGGACCCUGUGGAGCUCCUGAAGCUGGGAAGUCAGGUGGCUCAGUUCAGGCAGCGCCUUAAGGACAAUCCAAAGUUUUUGCAAGAGAAAGUGAAACAAUAUUUUAAGAAUAAUCAGCAUAAGUUGACAUUAUCAAUGAAGCCAGAUGACAAGUAUUCUGAGAAACAAGCACAAAUGGAAACAGAAAAACUGCAACAAAAGGUCAGCCCUUUGCCCAACCCUGGUGAACUUCUUACUGAGGAUAUAGUUGCAGGCAAGCCUUAUUUCGACCAACAGGGAAGAGCCACCUGCAGUGCUUGUGCUCCUGUGUCUGCUUCACUUUGGCCUGGCAGUGCUCACACCCCAGCACUCGGCAAGGGUGGGUGCGAGUUAGCGACAGAAGAGAUGAAUUACAAAAGAUCUUUCGGUUAUUAUCUUCCUAAAUGUUCAUACAUUUCCCCCCUUUCUUCCCUCCUAGGUUUAGAAUUACAGACUCAGCAAAGCAAAGCUCAGGAUGCCUCGUGUCUGCCGGCGCUGAAGGUGUCAGACAUUGAGCCCAGAAUCCCGUUCACUGAGCUGGCGGUGGCCCUGGCAGCUGGAGACGUCCCUGUGCAAUACUGCGCCCAGCCUACCAAUGGCGUGGUCUACUUCCGGGCCUUCUGCAGCCUCAACACCCUGCCCGAGGAGCUCCGGCCCUACGUGCCGCUCUUCUGCAGCGUCCUCACUAAGCUGGGCUGUGGAGUCCUCGACUACAGGGAGCAGGCUCAGCAGAUAGAGCUGAAGACGGGUGGGAUGACCGUGUCUCCCCACGUGCUCCCCGACGACUCCCACCUGGACACCUACGAGCAGGGUGUAUUUUUUUCAUCUUUCUGCCUUGAGAGAAACCUACCAGACAUGAUGCACCUGUGGAGUGAAAUAUUUAACAGCCCAUGCUUUGAGGAAGAAGAACACUUCAAAGUGUUGGUUAAGAUGACUGCUCAAGAGCUGUCCAAUGGAGUUCCAGACUCGGGCCACCUCUAUGCAUCCAUCAGAGCCAGCAGGACCCUGACGCCCGCGGGGGACCUGCAGGAGACCUUCAAUGGGAUGGACCAGGUGAGGUUGAUGAAGAGAAUCGCAGAAAUGACAGACAUCAGCCCCAUCCUGAGAAAGCUCCCGCGCAUCAAGAAGCAUUUAUUAAACUGCAACAAUAUGAGAUGUGCAGUGAAUGCGACCCCGCAGCAGCUGUCUCAGACGGAACGGGCAGUGGGAGACUUCCUCAGAAGCGUGGGGCGAAGCAAGAAGGAGCGGAAGCCGGUGCGCCCGCACGUGGUGGAGAAAGCUGUGCCUAACGGAUGUGGAGGAAGCGCACACGUUAGUGGAUGCCAAAUCGUCAGAAAGCUGAUCACAGAGCCCACUUUCACGCCCUGCCAGAUGAAGACACACUUUCUGCUUCCGUUCCCCGUGAACUACGUCGGUGAAUGUGUCAGAACUGCCCCCUACACGCACCCUGACCAUGCCAGUCUGAAGAUCCUGGCACGUUUGAUGACUGCAAAAUUCUUGCACACAGAAAUUCGAGAAAAAGGUGGUGCCUACGGUGGAGGCGCUAAACUCAGUCAUAAUGGAAUAUUCACCUUUUAUUCAUAUAGGGAUCCACGUUCCACAGAAACACUCCAGUCUUUUGCGAAGGCUGUGGACUGGGCCAAGUCUGGGAAGUUCUCACAGCAGGACAUUGACGAGGCCAAGCUCUCCGUGUUCUCUGCUGUGGACGCUCCUGUGGCUCCUUCGGACAAAGGGCUGGACCACUUCCUAUACGGCCUCUCAGAUGAUCUGAAGCAAGCGCACAGGGAACAGCUCUUUGCCGUCCACCGCGAAGGUCUCAUUGACGUGAGCAACAAGUACCUCGGUGUCGGGAGGAGCACCCACGGGCUGGCUCUGCUGGGACCAGAGAACACGAAGAUCGCCAAGGACCCUUCCUGGAUCAUCAGAUGACAAGGAGCUGCGGCUGUGCUCGGGACGUGGCUAAUGUGGCUCACAGGCCCCAGAGAAGCAAGCCGAGCCAAGUUUAAUUUGGAAGGUUUUUCCCAAAUAUCUUCCUCAUUUAUUAAUCUUAAAAUUUUGCCAAAGGUAUGUAUGUACUUGCCUGUCAGGUUAUCCCCAAACUCUUCUAUCUUAAAGAAGUGGGUGAUCAUGAAGAAAUGGAAAUAAUCAUGUAUUAAAUGCCAGAGAUGCACAGCUGUUGUAAGACUUUCUGAUAAUGAUAGAACAUUUAUUUAAAUACUUAAAAUAAAAGGCAACUCUGACCUACC